Molecule: messenger RNA, 1788 nt
Organism: Lodderomyces pseudojiufengensis
Lineage: Eukaryota; Fungi; Ascomycota; Pichiomycetes; Serinales; Debaryomycetaceae
Gene: HOL4
Product: Hol4p
Exons: 1
Coding region: 1-1788 (595 amino acids)
Biological process (GO): transmembrane transport
Molecular function (GO): transmembrane transporter activity
Source: RefSeq, a predicted model, not a curated record
AUGACCACAACAAAAUCAUCAAAUAAUGAUCUACCGAAAUCUAGAUUAGGUAUAAAAGUAGUUCAUGUAAAAUCAGUAACUGGUACAAUUAUUAUGUUAGAUGAUCCAAAUGAUGAAAAUGAUUUAAAUUCAAUGAAAAAAUCAAGAACUGGUAUAAUAUUAAAUCCUCAACCUCAAGAUUCUCCAAAUGAUCCUUUAAAUUGGUCUGUUUGGAGAAGAGAUAUUUGUUUAAUUAUUAUUGGUUUAGCUAGUUUUUUAGGUGGUGGACAAUCUCCUUUAUUAGCUGCUGGUAUGUCUACUUUAGUUGUGGAAUUUGAAAGACCUUUAACUACUAUUUCAUAUUUAGUUGGUGGAUUUAUGUUAUCAUUAGGUUGUGGAUCAGUUAUUGCAAGUCCAACUGCUGUAUUAUAUGGAAAAAGAUUUGUUUAUAUAUUAGGAACUUUUAUAUUUAUGAUGGGAGCAAUAUGGGGAGGUAUUGCACAAAAUUUUGGUAAUUUAAUGGGUGCAAGAGUUUUAACUGGUAUUGGUGCAUCACCAACUGAAUGUUUACCGAGUUCAACUAUUGCAGAAAUUUAUUUUGCUCAUGAAAGAGCUUAUAGAAUUGGUUUAUAUACUAUGUUAAUGUUAGGAGGUAAAAAUAUUAUACCAUUAUUAUCAGGUUUAAUAUUUCAAUAUUUAGAUAGACAUUGGUUAUUUUGGAUUUUAGCAAUGUUUUUAGGUUUUACUUUAAUUAUGAUUAUUCUAUUUGUACCUGAUACAUUUUGGGAUAGAUCACCAAAACCUUCAAAAAGAUCAAUUGAAGAAACUCAAUUAGCAAGAUCUGUUGCUUCAUAUCAUCCACCAUCUCAAAGACCAAAUGCAUUUGCUUUAAGAACACAAUCAAGAAAUAGUACAAUUUCAUCGAUAGCAUCAAAUGCAGAAGAUCAAGAAGAAGGUGAAAAACCCAUAGGUUUAACUGAAGUUACAACAAUUGAAAAAAAGCAUAGUUAUUUACAUAGUAUUAGAAUUUAUCAAGGUAGAUUUACAAAGGAUAGUUGGUGGAUGGUUGCAUUAAGACCAUUUGUUUUAUAUACUUAUCCCCAUGUUUUAUUUGGUUCUUUUACUUAUGCAUUAGCUGUUGUUUGGUUAAUUGUUAUAUCAGAAACUAUUGCAGAAAUAUUUAGACAUCCACCAUAUAAUUAUGAUCAACAAACUGUUGGAUUAUUUUAUAUAUCACCAUUUGUUGGUGGUAUAUUAGGUUCAUUAUCUUGUGGUUUAAUAUCUGAUAGAUUAAGUAGAUUUAUGGUUUCAAAAAAUAAAGGAGUUUAUGAACCAGAAUUUAGAUUAGUUAUGAUUAUUCCUUCAACUUUUUGUAUUGCAUUUGGAUUAAUGGGUUAUGGUUGGUCUUCAACUGCACAAAAUCCAUGGAUAGCUCCUGUAUUAUUUUUUGGUGUUAUGUCAUUUGGUUCAUCAAUGGCUUCAACUACUGCAAUUACAUUUGCCGUUGAUUCUUACAAGAUGUUUGCUGCAGAAACUUUGGUUUCUUUUAAUUUCCUCAAGAAUUUUUUAGGUUUUUGUUUUUCAUUAUUUAAUAAUAAAUAUGCUGAUGAACAAGGUUAUAAAAAUGCUUAUGUUACUUAUGGUGGAAUUCAAUUAUUUGUGAGUUUAUUUGCUAUACCACUUUAUAUUUAUGGUAAAAAAUUAAGAAGAUGGACAGAUGAAAAAGAAUUAAUGAGAAGUUUAUAUCAUGAAGAUAAUGUUCCACCAAGUAUGACUUCAAAAUUUGAUGAAGAUGAUUCUAUUGAUUAG